Messenger RNA from Marmota flaviventris (yellow-bellied marmot), 1895 nucleotides. Its product is annotated as putative P2Y purinoceptor 10. NCBI's taxonomy places the organism in Eukaryota, Metazoa, Chordata, Mammalia, Rodentia, Sciuridae. The record is from RefSeq and is a predicted model, not a curated record. Gene Ontology annotation, cellular component: plasma membrane. Gene Ontology annotation, biological process: phospholipase C-activating G protein-coupled receptor signaling pathway; positive regulation of Rho protein signal transduction. Gene Ontology annotation, molecular function: G protein-coupled receptor activity.
CAUUCAAAAAUAGAACUUAAAAGUCUCCGUGAAUUGGAAACGACACUAAAUUUCUGCUGCUUCCAUUGAAAAUGUAACCAUGAAUCUGCUAAUAUCUUACUUUGGUGGAAUAUAUUGUUAAGAAGAAUGGAGACUCCAGUGAGAAGUCAUCACUCUAAUGUUUUUCUUAAGGAAGGAGUAUAAGUCCUCAAGAUGGGAAAUAACAACACAAACAGUACAAGAGCAAACUGCACUGAUCUUCAAAUGCCAUUUCAGGACUCCCUCUAUGCAACCACCUAUAUCCUGAUAUUCAUCCCUGGUCUUGUGGCCAACAGCGCAGCCUUGUGGGUCCUGUGCCGCUUCAUCAGCAAGAAAAAUAAAGCCAUCAUUUUUAUGAUCAACCUCUCUGUGGCUGACCUGGCUCAUGUGCUGUCCUUACCCCUCCGGAUUUACUAUUACAUCAAUCACCACUGGCCUUUCCAGAGGGCCCUUUGUCUGUUGUGCUUCUACCUGAAGUAUCUCAACAUGUAUGCCAGCAUUUUCUUCCUGACGUGCAUCAGCCUGCAGAGGUGCUUCUUUCUCCUCAAGCCAUUCAGGGCCAGAAACUGGAAGCGUAGGUAUGAUGUGGGCAUCAGUGCUGCCAUCUGGGUCAUCGUGGGGACUGCCUGUUUGCCACUUCCCAUCCUGAGGAGUGCGAACUUAGCCAAGAACACCAAAUUCUGCUUUGCUGAUUUAGGGCUUCACAACAUUAGCAUGGCUUCUUCCAUUGGUAUGGUAACUGCAGCUGAACUUGGAGGGUUUGUAUUGCCUGUUAUAAUUAUAACUUAUUGCACCUGGAAAACAAGAAAAUCUUUACAGGAAUUCCAAGUUCCCCCUCAGAAUACAAAAGAAAGGAAAAAAGCUUUGAGGAUGGUCCUGAUGUGUGCAGUGGUGUUCAUUGUGUGUUUCACUCCUUACCAUCUCAACUUCCCAUUCUUUAUGAUGGUAAAGCAACAUGUUUUUUCAAAUUGUUCCUUCAUUAAGAGCACUCUAUGUUUCCACAUCAUUUCCCUGUGUCUUGCAAAUCUGAAUUGUUGUCUUGAUCCAGUCGUAUAUUAUUUUAUGACUUCAGAAUUUCGUGAUCAAUUUUCAGAACAUGGAGUCUCGGUUCUUCAGUCAUGUGUGAGAUGCAAGGACAAUGCUUUGGAAAUUCGUCAAAGGGAGGAGGAUCUUCAAACUAUCUCACUUGAAUGUUUGGAUGAUUCCAAGACAAUGUAGUCAAACAAUCAGCUAGGGUCACCUAUAUGCUCUAGCAAUUUAGCUAUAUCAUUGUGAAGAUUUUUCUUAAAAAUGGAGUUUGAGUGUCUUCAUGCAACAUGGCACCCUUCCCUACAUCCUCAAAAUGAUCCUUCUGAAGGAAUUAUUCAUGCCUAUAUUAUCUGUCUAAAUGAAAACAUUUUGUUCUAUGGACCUUGUGAGAAAAUCUUUCUUUACGCAAAUUGAUGAGCAGCUGAAUAAGUUGCAUACCUGUUUCUCAGCAAUGGGUCCAAUUUAUUCACCUUCUCUUGAGAGAAACAAAAUAUAAGUUGAAAACAAGUGAAUAUGAGUUAAUUAUUCAAGCUUUGAAAAGUAUACAUGAGAACAAUAUGGCCUUAACUUUUUUUUUAGGAAUAAUACACUACUUGAGCAAGGUAGAUGGAAGAGGAAAAGCUUUUUGAUAUUAGUAUUAAUUAUAGGAAAUAAUAUCCUUAUAACUUGAAAUAUCUAUGAGACUUUUUUCUCCUUGGGGAAACAAAUCAGAAGCACCCCAAAUAUCUCAAAAGUGUCAUGGGAUUCACCCACAAUGCGUAUACCUUAAACACAAAAUUGUGUUUUAAUACAUUUUGCAAACUUGAGUUUUAAGGGUUUAAAUAAAGGUUCUUUGCUUGAAUAUCUGC